AACACUACGAAAAAUACAAGUAAAUGAAUAAUGAUACAAUCAUAACAAAAUUAAUGCAAAUAUAUCCUGUAUUGUUAUAUUUAAGAAAAGUUGAUCUUUUUUAGGAGCUUCCUCUUCGUUUUUUACAAUGGCCAUAAUGAAUUUUGUGAACACUUGUAUUUCUGUUGUCCACAGGUGGACAAAGAGUCAAGUUUACCCUCUAAUAUUUGGUUCACAAAACGUUCCUGUUUACUGUCACAUGGGAAACUUUGGAUGUGGAGAUGGAGGAUGGACUUUGGCCAUGAAGAUUGACGGAAAGAAGGUAUGCUACUUUUCUAUCAAAGAAUACCACUGUUGUAAACUAAACACCACUAUAACUUUCCUUUUCUCAACAUUUCAGAAAACCUUUCAUUAUGAUUCCAAGUUUUGGAGCGACAAAAAUAUCUACAACCUUCCCGGAGGAAAGACUGGCUUUGACUCAGAGGAGACCAAAUUACCGACCUACUGGAACACACCCUUCUCCAAGAUAUGCCUCGGUAUGAAAAUCAACCAACAGCUCAGGUUUAUUGUCAUCAACAAGCAGGCAAGCUCUCUCCACUCACUGAUCGCUGAUGGAAAAUACCGCAACACUGCACUGGGUCGCAACACGUGGAAGAAGCUGAUCGGCUCACAAUCCUCCUUACAGGUCAACUGUAACAAGGAAGGCUUCAAUGCUGCAGGCAGUUUCAAAGGCUAUUCUAAAGCAAGAAUUGGUAUUCUUGGAAAUAAUGAAAAAGACUGCGCAAGCACUAAUUCCAGAAUCGGCUUUGGAACAGGAGGAUAUCACGAUGACACCAUCACUUGUGGAAAUUCUGCAAUAAAAGGAUACACAUCAGACAAUGGAGAGAAGCACAUCAAAGCUAUGGGAUAUAUCUUAGUGCAGUGACAAGGGAAUCGUUCAACUCUCUGUGACAUGGCCUUCGAGCAAUGCUCAGAUUAAACUCAAAUAUGUAGAUGUAGCUCAAGGGGUAAAAUUCAAUAAAAAAAGUCGUUCAAAACUGAUACCGUUUAACUAGUUUGGACCUUCGUUAGUUUACCGUAGAUAUCCAGUUCAUGAUCAAAACUAUUGCCUAACAAUUUUCGAUGGUCAUGAUAAUACAGCUAUGUCACUGGAAGUUGGGAUUUCACAUGAAUAAAAAAUUGACGC
Pocillopora meandrina is the source of this 1165-nucleotide messenger RNA. Lineage: Eukaryota; Metazoa; Cnidaria; Anthozoa; Scleractinia; Pocilloporidae. The record is from the annotation of a GenBank genome assembly.